Messenger RNA from Fusarium venenatum, 1461 nucleotides. The record is from RefSeq and is a predicted model, not a curated record. NCBI's taxonomy places the organism in Eukaryota, Fungi, Ascomycota, Sordariomycetes, Hypocreales, Nectriaceae.
AUGGCCGCUGCCACUGUUUUUGAUACCGUUUUGUUCAGAGACACCUUCGGAACUAAUGAGAUACGGGAAUGCUUUUCUGAACGAUCAUAUGUCUCGAACCUGAUCAACGCAGAAUGCGCUCUAGCUCAAGCUGAGGAAGAUGAAGGGGUAAUUCCUAUUGGGACUGCCAAGGUCAUCUGUGAGCUCUCAGAUGUCUCAAAAAUUGAUUGGCCAUUACUUGCAAAGAGGACAGAAGUUGUGGGCUACCCAAUUCUUGGUCUUGUAGAGCAAAUGGCGUCUUGGGUUCCUCACCAGCAGGCGCCACAAGCUAACAACACACAAGCUGGAUACAUCCAUUGGGGUGCCACCACCCAAGACAUCAUGGACCUGGCUUCACAGCUACAGAUCAAGGAUGGCAUCGCAAUCGUAGAACGCCUCAUCAAUGCAACAAUCAGGACACUCGAAUCCAUGUCCUUCAAAUACCGCGACACACUAAUGGCUGGCCGCACACACUUACAACACGCCCUGCCAAUCACAUUCGGCUAUAAAUGCGGCGUUUGGCUUUCUGGACUUCGACGUCAUACAGAGCGCCUAUAUCAGAUUAAGGAACGCUGUUUACUGGUGCAAUUCGGCGGCGCUGCUGGUACAUUAGCCUCUUUAGGCGAUUCAGAUAAUGGCAUCAGAGUACGCAAAAGAUUAGCUGCGAUCUUGGGUCUCAAAGACCCUGUGAUUACCUGGCACGUUGCUCGAGACACAAUUGCUGAGGUUGUCAACUUUCUGGCAUUGGUUGGGGGUUCUUUAGGGAAGAUUGCUCUGGACCUGAUUAUGAUGUCGUCUAACGAGUUGAACGAGGUUGCGGAACCCUUCGUACCUCACCGAGGAGCAUCAUCAACGAUGCCUCAAAAGAGAAAUCCCAUUUCGAGUGAGAUCAUACUAGCACAAUCCAAGAUCCUCCGGGCACAGGCAGGACUGGUAUUGGAUGGUAUGGUAUCAGACUUUGAGCGUGCCUCGGGGCCUUGGCAUCUGGAAUGGGCAUCACUACCCGUCGCAUUCAUAUCAGCAGUUGGCUCGCUUCACCAGGCAAACUUUGCGUUGUCAGGCUUGCAGGUCAACUCAAAGGCCAUGAAGGCUAACCUUGAAUCGACGCGAGGACUCAUCGUUGCUGAAGCCGUCAUGAUGAAAUUGGCCGAGUUUGUGGGUCGCCAGGAGGCCCACGAGAUUGUCUAUGGAGCGUGUGUAGCUGCUGUCGAGAAAGACUUGUCGUUGAUCGAGUCACUACAAAAGAUAGAUGAGGUCACACAACAUCUGAGCACGGAGCAGCUUCUGUUGCUAGUCGACCCAACUAACUAUCUUGGCUGCUGCCAGUUGAUGGUUGACGAGCUUUUAGGAUCAAAAACUGCAAGCCUCAAGCGGAAGGCAAGUACGAAUGGUAUGAAUGGAACGGAUGGUGUAGUUGGCAAUAAAGAGAACGGCUAUCACUAA